CUCCACACUUGGGAAAGCAGCCGCAGCUGGUCCUUCAGACUCAUUGUUGUUUGUCUCUCUGCCCACCUUCUGCCUCUGAGUAAAAGCAUUUUUUUUCACAACAAUAGAAGGGGGAGGAGAUGGAAGAGCAGGACUCUGAAGGACCUGGACCUGGCAAGAGAGCAACGGAAGGUCCCCAUCCCAUCCAAGCUUCAACUGGUGUUAAAUUCUGGGAAAGAGUUGUGCCAGAGAUCUGGGAUCAGGAGCCCGUGAACUCAGAAGCACUUUGCCAACACUUUUGGCCAUUCCACAACCAUGAGGCCAAUGGGCCCCAAGAGGUUUGCAGCCAGGUGAAACCGGAGAGGUAUUCCAAGAAGCAGAUCCUGGACCUCGUUAUUCUGGAGCAGUUCCUGACCAUCCUGCCACAAGAAAUGCAGUACUGGGUCCGAGAAUGCAGGCCAGAGACCAGUUCCCAAGCGGUGACCCUAGCCAAAGAUUUUCUCUUGAGUCAGGCAGAGGAGAAGAGGCAUGCAGCACAGCUGUGGGAUCCAUCUGUGAAGAUGGAAGCUGACUUGUUGAUUACAGAAGUCUCUCCGCUGGAGGAAGCGCAGCAGGCUCGAGCCCAGGAACAUGCUCAAGAAGCCCUCUCGUGUGACUCCACGCCAAAUCUUCAACUCAGAACUGGCAACCCUACAGGAAGAACUGAUCUGUGUAACUGGGAGAUCCGUUGUCAUUACAGAAGAUAUCCAGGCCCCACCUCGAGGGUGGGAACCCUAGAAGAAGAGAAGGAAGCAGAGGGGGAAGAAGAGACUGUGAGGACUUUCAGGAAAGGGAAACAGGAAAUAGUUGGGGAGGAGGAAAGGAGAUGCCUCCCACAAGAGUUUGUGGGUUGCUAGUUUGCAUGAAAAAAAAGGAUUAGAGAAUUCAUGGAGGCAGUUCCUCACAUUACCAUAUUUAUAUCCCACUUUUUCCUUUGUGAGGUGCUCUAGGUGGCUCAAAAGAAAUGGCAGACAAAUCUUGGCCAAGCUAUUUAAUCUUGCAAAUAAAUGGAGCCUGUACAUUCUGGGAAGCAUACUCUGAAAUCCAGUUUUUAGAAGGCAGGAAUAGUGAUAAUUUUUGUUUUGUGCUCGUGCUUAUCGGG
Molecule: messenger RNA, 1120 nt
Organism: Sphaerodactylus townsendi
Lineage: Eukaryota; Metazoa; Chordata; Lepidosauria; Squamata; Sphaerodactylidae
Product: zinc finger and SCAN domain-containing protein 26-like
Exons: 4
Coding region: 120-875 (251 amino acids)
Source: RefSeq, a predicted model, not a curated record